Messenger RNA from Aspergillus steynii IBT 23096, 601 nucleotides. RefSeq lists its product as uncharacterized. The transcript has a single exon. The coding region runs from base 223 to 528 and encodes 101 amino acids. The record is from RefSeq and is a predicted model, not a curated record. NCBI's taxonomy places the organism in Eukaryota, Fungi, Ascomycota, Eurotiomycetes, Eurotiales, Aspergillaceae.
CCGUAGGACUACUAAAACUAACACCUAGCAAGUUAGCAGUCUAAUGCCUGCCGUCCGGUCAUGCAUGGGCGGCAAUGGGGAUCCGCUGUGUUUGCCGAUCCCGGCACCUUAUGCUUAUUGGCAGAUAUUAAUAUUCCGUGGGCUGCUGGGAGUAUGGGGUAAGCGAUCUGAUUACUGCUUGGCCGCGCAUGGCAGGCUGGCACAUCUGCAUCCUGAAUCCUGAUGCCUGUUGCGUUUCGCUUUGCUGGGGUUUCGGUAUGUUUUGUGUUUUGUUUCGUCGAUCCACGGAUGGCUGGCCGGUGGUACUCCGUCUACGGCCGAGAUCUAAAGUCCACCGCAUCGCAGCCUCGCGAUCUUAACCAUGGGACGGACGGUGGAAGAGGCGUACAGCCACGCGCAAUGCAUCCAGAGAACCAUCAACAAACACCCCAGUACAUAACCCAUUGCGAACACCCCUUUGCCCGGUCGCUGUCCGCCAUCCGGAAUCUUCUCACCUCCUCGUCAUCUGGGUUCGUCAUCAGCGCUUGAGCCACCGUUGAUUUGCUCCACCUGAUCGGCCUCGACACUCGAUAUGACAGCUGUCGCUGAACGAUUCACGCAC